AUGGAGGUCAGUUCAACAAUAGCCAAAACAUUUAAACGUUUUACAUUGCCUCGAAGUACAUCAUCGAUCGGUUCAUUUUCAACGUCAACUGGAUCAAACAAUAUAGCAGCGAUACCAUCAAUAAAUGAUUCAUUGACUACUGAUUAUAAUGGUAACAAUUUAAUUGAUCGUACAAACGGUCAUUCGCAUGGUCAUUCAAAACCGCCAAUGGCCUACGUUAAUUAUCCUCGUCAUCAUUCUCAAUUGAAUCUUUCAACGACAAAUGGUAUACCCCCUUCAAAUUCUAUCAAUAAAAUGAAUAAUUCAAAUUAUCAACAACAACAUCAUCCGUCAAUGGUACGUUCAUCAUCAAACUUAGCGAAUUAUAAUGAUAGUGAUUACGAUGUAAAAAGUGUAAAUAAACCAAAAUCAUUUUAUAAAACUCAUACGAUUCAACGUGAUCUAAGUUAUGAUAACAUCAAAAGUUUAACAUUAGAUGAUAGUAAUAUAAAUAGUGAUAAUAAACAAAAUAAAAAAAUGUCAAAUUCUUAUUCGGAACAUAAUGGUGAAAAUUUCAAACAACAUUCGACAACAAAACAGAAAUCAACAAAAAAAUUACAACCGUCACAGCAACAGCAAAAACAAGAAGACGCUUCUACAGGUAAAAAAAUGGAUGUAGAAAAGAAAAAACGUCGAUCAUCAUUUCGAAAUUUUUCACAAAAAUUUCAUCUUAAACGAAGUCAGAGUACAAAUACGAGUUUAGCCACUAUUGCUUCGCCAACAUCUUUUCCCACUACUACUACUGCACCCAAUAAAACUUUGGAUUCAGAACAAUUAGAAACACCAGGAACAAUAACAUCUGAUCUUGUUUAUCAACGUUUGAAUAAUGCAACAGCAGGUUCAAAAUCAUUCGAUAUAGAACCAUCUAGUCAAUAUAAUUUAAAUGAUUACGCAAAUUUAACACGUUCAACUACAAGUAUUUUAUGUAACGGUAGUACAAGUGGAUUUGCACCAAUACCCGAAGAAGAAAAUUGUCCAGUUGUAUUGAAGAAAAGCAAUAAUCAAGCAUCGACGUCAUCGUCACAUCGACACUAUGAAAACGAUGAUUUUAUAGCGCAGCACCAACAAGAACAACGACAACAACAAAGGAUAGCGCCAAGUCUCAGUCUUUCAUCGUCUUCAUCGUAUAUCUCAGCUCAUACUUCAUCACCGUCAAUUCAUUCGUCAACAUCAAAUAAAUAUGCCACAGGUAAAUCAGGAUCGUCUAAUCAAAACGGAGGAACAGAUAUGAUGAAACAAUCAAAAUCAUCCACAUCAGUUACAUCUAAUAUUGGUACAGCAUUAGCAGUUUUAUCGAAUAAUAAUAAUAAUAACAACAGUAAUAAACAAUUAUUAUCCAAUUCUAUUAGUUUACAUGGCGAAGUUAGUAGCCUAUUGAGCUCAUCGUCUCAUAACGGACAUUUAUCAAAUAGCGUUUCAGCAAUAAACCAUCCAAAUAAUAGUAUAUCUUCAAACCAACUACAUGCUCAUCAUAUUCGAGACGUAUCUUGUCCACCUUCACCACCGACGAAACAUAAAUAUUUUGAUAAUUUAGGUAAUUCUAAUAAUGUAAUAGUAACACCUAUCGAAGAAUACUCGCAACAACAGCCGCAACCACAGCAAAAAGUAAAAAUGCGUGAUCAUAGCUCAAAAAAGAAGAAAACUUUAAGAGAUCUAAAACUACGUAUAUCUUUACCACCUGAAUUAAAAAAUGGUUUUCAACGAGUUAACAGCGAUUUUUCAAUGAACAAAGGAGCAUCAACAAACACUAACAUUAAUGCGCCAACAAUGACAACAAAUGAUAGCAAAAUAAAGACAACAAUGAAUAAUAAUGUAUAUCAUAAUCAUCAGUCGUAUUAUCAAACAAAUUCAUUAUCAUCUCAAACGUUAAAUAGUGUUAUUAAUCAAUCAAGUUCAUCUUUACUAAGAUUAUCAUCUCCAACAUCGUCGGUCAUAACUGGAGGACAACAAAGUCGAAAUGAACAACGUUUAUCAAUGCUUGAUUUAGGCUAUGGAAAAAUAGAAUCCUAUCAGAAAUUAGAAAAAUUAGGCGAAGGUACUUAUGCCACCGUUUAUAAAGGUCGUUCCCAUUUAAUCAGUGGCUAUAUAGCAUUGAAAGAAAUUCGUUUAGAACAAGAAGAAGGUGCACCUUGUACAGCAUUACGGGAAGUUAGUUUAUUGAAAGGUCUAAAACAUGCAAAUAUUGUAACAUUACACGAUAUUAUAUUUGAUCAAAGAACUUUAACAUUAGUAUUUGAAUAUGUUGAUAGAGAUUUGAAACAAUACAUGGAUGAUUGUGCUAAUAUCUUGAAUAUUAAAAAUGUUCGAUUAUUUUUAUAUCAGUUAUUACGUGGGUUAGAUUAUUGUCAUUCACGUAAAAUUUUACAUCGUGAUUUAAAACCACAAAAUUUAUUAAUAAAUGAACGUGGUGAAUUAAAACUUGCUGAUUUUGGUUUAGCACGAAUAAAAAGUUUUCCAACAAAAACAUAUUCACAUGAAGUUGUAACACUGUGGUAUCGUCCACCCGAUGUACUAUUAGGUAGCACAGAGUAUUCAACGCCAAUUGACAUAUGGGCGGUUGGAUGUAUUUUCUUCGAAAUGGCAUGUGGUCGACCGUUAUUUCCCGGUACAAAAGUUGAAGAAGAAUUAUAUCUUAUAUUUAAAUGUUUAGGAACACCUACUGAGAAAACAAUGCCAGGUGUAACAUCAAAUGUUGAAUUUCAACAAUUACGUGUAACAAAUUAUAACGGUGAAUCAUUAACAAAUUUAGCACCACGUCUAGAUUCAACCGGAAUUGAUUUAGUUGAAAAAUUUUUACGUUAUAAUCCACUUGAACGUAUUUCAGCUAAUGAUGCGAUGAAUCAUAGUUUUUUUAAGAUUUAUCCAUCAUUAAUUCAUAAUUUACAACCGACACAAUCGAUACUUGAUAUUAGCGAUAUACGACUUGAACGUGAUCAUGGAUCUAAAUUAAUCGUGAAAUCAGUUAUAUCGAAACGUUCGAGUGUACACCUAUGA
Didymodactylos carnosus is the source of this 3033-nucleotide messenger RNA. Lineage: Eukaryota; Metazoa; Rotifera; Eurotatoria; Philodinida; Philodinidae. The record is from the annotation of a GenBank genome assembly.